Rhipicephalus microplus (southern cattle tick) is the source of this 9836-nucleotide messenger RNA. Its product is annotated as colorectal mutant cancer protein. The record is from RefSeq and is a predicted model, not a curated record. Gene Ontology annotation, molecular function: calcium ion binding. Lineage: Eukaryota; Metazoa; Arthropoda; Arachnida; Ixodida; Ixodidae.
AUGUGUUGUGUUUUCAUAUCAACGUAAUUUCGGUCUCGACCUUUGGGCCGAGCUGAUUAUUGUUUAUCUUUCACGCUUUCGCGCCUGAAGUCACAACGUUUUCGAUCGCUGGAAUAUUCAACAGCUAGAGUCGGUCAUGCGGCAAGUAGCUACGGAGGUAUCUUGCGCGCACCGAGCUAUCCGUGCGAUAUGGCAUCGCCGGAGAGGGCCCGUCGGCCUAAUGUAAACAACCGACGUCCUGCUCUGUGAGCUUCGGAUCGCUGCUGGAACUACGAGUCGGAACUUUUAGGACGGCCCAUGGGUGUAAAUGCACAUGGCCAGUGACGUGAACAGUGAAUCUAGUGGGAGUGAUUCCGGCUCAACUCCGGAAGAAGAGCGCAUCCGACGACUCUUCCAGACUUGCGAUGGCAACGGGGAUGGAUACAUUGACAGCCAAGACCUGUUGGCAGUGUGCCGUCAGCUGAACCUUGAGCACAGCGUCGCUGAGCUAAUGGAAGAGCUUGGAGCUGAUGAAGAUGGGCGCAUCUCGUACGCUGUGUUCCUUCGAAGCCGCAUGCAACUUAUGGGCGAGAUCAAAGCCCUCACACAUCAGGAAGAGGAAAAGGCGCUGGAACACUGCCCCACUACAUCAGCGCAGGCUUUGUGUUCUUGGAAGGCCGGAAGUGAUGCUAGUCAAGGAGCGCUGUCCGAACGGCACGAAAGUUGGGAGUUCGACUCUGGCACCAGAGACUUGAGCCCAGAGCCUAACACACUGCAAAGGUUGAUGGAAGCUUCUGGGGGACCCAUACCUAGCAACACUACCGACUUGCUUGAACUGGCAAAUAAAUUACACUUGGCUGCUAUAUCAUCGCUGAAAAACGAGGUGUACGACCUCGCCGGUCGGCUGCAACAAGUGUCCCAGGAGAAAGAUGCACUGGAGAGGAAGCUGAGUAAGCGGCAGCUCCAACGCAUGCAGGUUGCCCGAGACCAAGAAGACCGGCUAGAGCAGCAAGCGCAGCGUUACGAGGAGCGCAUCACAGAGCUCCACAGUGUCAUUGCCGAACUCUCCAAAAAGCUUGACAUCCAAAGAGCUGCUGUGAUCAAGGAAGAAGAUGAGUACAGUCAACAGUCGGGAGAUGAAUCAAGAAUCAGCGAUGUCCUGAGCCACUGCACAAGCAACGAAAACUUAGCUACGGAGUCCAUCAGCGACAAAGACAACGAAUCACCGCCAGAGUUCACUGAUGUUAUUUCCGGAAAGUGUGCCACCACGGAAGUGGUCAUGCCGGUGCAAGUUCACGAAGGAGAAGAUACCAGUAGUGGCCUUGGAGACAAUGAAAGUUUGGACGAGAAGCCCCAGGGCUUUCGAAGUAGCAGUAGCAGCCACGGAGUGCGGGGUGGUCACGUGACAAGCGUGGAGCAUCGUGCCACAUCGUGUCAAAGCCUACAGGCAUCUCAGAUGCAGGAGGAAAUGGCGGCCCUGCGGUCGCAGAAUGUGAGUCUUCAGGAGCGGCUAGCACGCCAAGAAGCAGACUUGCAGAGGGCAAGGGCUGCUACGGCUGCGCUACGUGAGGACAGGGACCGAUUCCAGCGCAAGGUCCGUGACCUCCAGCAACGUGUAGCCGCGAGUCCCCAGAGUAGCUGCAAUCAGAUUCCAGGUGGCAGCGCAUCCCCAUUAACUGAGCAGGCAGCGCAACCUGUGGCCAAGAUGGCUGAGCGUGUCCGUUUGCGCAAGACGGAACCCCCUGCUUCACCGAGGCUUAUUCUUGGAUCAGAGAUGGCAAACCUAGGGAUCUCCAGCAGCAAGGUAGCUGAACAGCUCGUGCAACAGCUGCAAGAAGAGGCACACACCCAGGAAGCCAUUGCUGCCCAGCGGCUCUGCUCUUCGGGCUCUCCCCUUCCCGAGGGCCGUGUACGGGAAUUCGAAGUGGAGAUAGAGCGUCUAAGCAGCAAGGUGGAGCACCUCCGAUGUCAGAACGACCUCCUUCAGUUGGCAUUGGAGGAGAGCCGAGGCCAGUGCGACCGGCUCAGCGUACUCCUGGGAAAGCACGAAUCAAACCAGACCGCAUUGCAACUGGCCUUGGCCUGUAGCGAUCGAGCUCUAGAGGCAUUUGAUGCGUUGUUGGCCUUAGCUGACACCGGUCGACCUAUGGCAAACUACAGAGCAGCCUCUCCUUUGGAGGAAGAAGAGAUGAUGUGUCGCGCCCAAGAAGAGCGACGGCUAGCCGAGGGUCUAGCCCGGCAAGUCCUUCACCGGCUUGACCGACAUUGUGGGGGUGCCUUGGCAGUGACCUCACCAGGAUGUGUAGCAGCCAGCCCCUGGGAGGACCUUUCCUCCCACAGCCACACAACCAGCACAACCAGUUCGACUUCUAGCAGCUGUGAUGGCGGUGAGCUGACCAAGAUUGAGGAGCAGCGCCUGCGGGAGCAUCUGGUGCAGCUGCGCGAAGAGCGCGCAGCGUUGAGAGCCACGCUACUAGAACUUGAGAGUGUGCACAUAGAACCGCGCGGUGCCUCGACCCUCUUGGACGCCCACAAACUUGACCUUGAGAAUGCCGUGCUCAUGCAAGAACUUAUGGCUAUCAAGGAGGAAAAGGCUGAGCUGAAGGCCCAGAAUUACCUGCUAGAGAAGGAGAAGGCCGCACUGGAACUCCGAGCUGGCAGUUGGGAGGCCCGAGAGCAAGCCUAUCUGAUAUCCAUGGAGCACCUCAGGACACAGUUGGUGGAUGCACGGCCAUCUCAGCAGCCUCCACUGAGACUGGAAGGCACCAGCCCAGAGAUUCAGGAGCUUGCCGAGUCCCAGAAGCGGGAGAAGAGCCUCAAGGCACGCGUCGACGAGCUUGUUGCUACCCUGGAGAAGAUCACCAAGAAUGCCGAGCUUCGCUCGCGGCAGUCAGCAGAGUUUGUCGACGACCUCAAGAGGGCCAACAGUGCCCUGGUGUCAGCAUUUGAAAAAGUCAAGAAGAAGAAUAUGGCCAAGCUCAGGAGAGUGGAACUACAGAUGGCUGCCAUGUCGGAACGACAUAACUCGCAGGUGCAGAUGCUGAAGCAGCGAAUCGCAAUGCUUGAAGGUUCUGGUCUGCGCCAUGCUUUGCCUCUCUCAGGAAGCGAGACAUCCCUUUAAGGUGCUGCACGGAUGAAACUCGGAUGGAUGAGUUGUUGUUAGCCAUCGAAGUGUUAUAGCUUUCUGUUUAGUUAAUCAAAGUUCUUGUAGCAUUUGUAUGACAGUCAAACCUUGAUAUUACAAAUACGGAUGUAACGAAUUACCGGUACUAUCAAAACAAUGAAUACUCUUGUCGUUCAUAUAGCGGUAUUCAUUGAAAGUGAGUUUUUGGCUAUAAAAAACUGUUUUGUGUCAAAUGCAACUUUCUUAAUAAUGAGGUUUUGCUGUAGUCGUGCAGUUCCUUUGUGUACUCGUAUCGUUGCCAGUGUGUUAUAUAUCAAGUAGCACAACGUGCAGCACUCAACGAAGUUCCUCUUUUUCCUGUUUGCAGUUCCUUCAAGAAUGACUCUAGGCAUGUUACCGUGUAAUAUUGUGUGAGAAUAGGUAGGAAUUGGGCAGAAGUCACUGUCAUAAGUGUGCACUGUAUAGAGUGUAAUCGUGACAAGAUGGUCACGACAUUUCAGGCGGUACUGUCAGUAAGUGCGAAAGUUUAUGGCAGACGUGCGGUAGCUGCUGUUGUGUUUAAUCAAGAACCAUUUUGCCCAGCAAGUGUGCUUGAUAUGUUGUUUUAUUCUCUACCUUUGUUAGUUUUGUGUUGUGAAAAAGCUGUACUGUGCAACUGCAAAGCUCAGUGUACAGCUUUAUAGAGGGAAGUCGACCAUGUUAGAAGGAAAACUUUGAAAAUAACCCAGGUUCUCAAGCUUUUGCUCGUUGGCAAAUGUCUGCUUAGUUUACUCUGGUACCAUUUGUUCCUGAUCCCCAAUUCAGAAACACUUGUCGACAACUGCCUGCACACACUUAUGAGCAAUAUGGCAGGAAAUGCAUGAAGCUUGAAAGACUAUAGUAGCUAGAUAGUCAUGCCAAAUGCACAUUGGUAAAGCUCCUUUGUAUGUAUUACUAGUACUGUGCACCUAGCUAUUUAAUAAGCCCCUUUGCAACAUCAACAUGUUACCAUUGUAACAUUCACUUAAAAACAGCUUUUGUGUUCCCUUUCUUACUGCUCAUAUGUGUAAAUAUAUACUGCAGUACCCAUAUCACAUGCUCCAUAUUUAGAAUGUAUUCCGUAUUGAAUAUGAAUCUGCACAUGGUAUGGAUCAAGCCGUGUAUGCCUUUUGAAUUCGAUAUGUAAUCAAUCAGCUACCCGUGGCCGUUCUUGUGUCAGAAAAAAGACAAGGACCCGAUAGCAUUACAUAUAGUAACUGACCAGUCAUGUUUGAUUAGGUAGAGUUCUAUCAGUAUUGUUUUGUUUUUCGGAAAUAUGAGCUUGUUCCUUAGGACCUAGUAUAAGUGGUGCCUUUCAUAAACAUUUUUCUCUUGCACGUGAUGUUGGAGGUGUCACGCGAGUUUCACUCGCAAUCUCUUGUAUUUUUGUUUUGCUUCAGCUAAAGACCAAAUAUCAAUUUUUACAUUAGUCUCGCAACAGAUGUACUGGUUGAAUCUUGUGGCAUUAUAUUCCCUUAUCUAUUUCACCGGAGUGUACAAUAUCCUUCUUGGGGCUUCAUUCAACUGACUUGACUCGGUGAGCGCCUUUACCAGCCAGGUACAAUUGUUUGUAGAUACAAGCAGUAGUAAAGCAUCAUGGCAUUUGGUGAAAUGUCUGUGCACACAUUUGUACUUUUCCAAAGGCAUUUAACUGCAUUAAAUGCAGAAUAGUCAGAGUUUGUGAGGUGCUUAGUCCCACCCAAAACCACAUUUCAAUUCUUGGCACUGAAAUGUAGUCACUUAGUCAUCUGCCUCCACCUUAUCGUGCUCUGAUGAUGUGGGACCAGCCUUUAUUGAAUCUCACAGCUGCUUAGAGUAAUCAGUGUCCUGAAACACCGUUCAAGGAAGAAAGCUGCUAGGCUGUGCCUUGUUCAAGGCUGAUAGUUUACCCUAAGUACCUAGUCAUUAGAACUGCUUGUCACAGCUACCUAACCUCAGUCAUAGUGGGAACAUUCAGUUGUGAUUGAGUCAAAUUUGAAUUGAAAUUCUCAAAUAUGAUUGGCUCCCUUGCCCAAGCUGUCAAAGGGAGCCGAUUACAAGCUGUCUCGAUAUUAAUCACAAAUACACUCAUUUGAGGUCCGUACAAUUUGUCUUACCGAGCUUUGCCUAGUGCUUUUUCUUUCCAACUCUCAGUAGCAUUAAAUCUCAAUAAGUGGCCAGUGAAAUUGCAGGUUUUUUGGUGUACAAUGAGAGAAACAAACAUCCCGUAAUUUAGCAACUUCACAAAGUGUGUUCGGUGAAUGUGUGUGUGUGUGAUUUAUUUACAUUUUACAUCUCUGUACCGCAGGUUUGAAGGGAUAUUACAGUGUUUUAAUAAGCAGUCUCUUUUUGUGGUCACACUUGUUGAUGAAAAGGAAGUUUCUUUUUUUCUCACUUGUUUACUCUCUAGGGGGCAUUAAACGUUAUGUUCUGAAUGUGAAGCUUAGGUCCAUAUAAAGCAGUGACGAAUAGCUCAAAUAGUUGAUCUGCUGAAAUGGUCUGCUGACGUAUCAUAUUUGCAAUGGACAUAGUAACAUGAUUGUUUGGUGCAAAUACAGCUCAAAAGUUUUUUUUGUGUGUGUGUGUAAGCAGUCUGAAAAUGGUCUUAGUACUAUACCUGUAAUAGUCACUUUAUAGUGCUUUAAAUUUAAUGAAACGUCCCCUCACUUGCCUCCCUACUUACAAUUGGCUGCUAUGCACCCAAGCAUUGCGGGGUAAAGCGCAAUGUAGCAAGAGAUUUGAAGCUGCAGAUAGUGAAAACAUAUCAAAGGGGAGUGGCAAAGUGUAAUCCAACUGAGGGAGCAUAUCUGUGAACUUUUAUGACCAAUGGCUCUGCCCAAAUAGUGACAGCUAUCUAUGUGGCCUCGCUAAACAAAUGGCAAUGAUGGUUGUGCGUUAAUAUCUCACUGAUCAGUGCUCUUAUAAUAUUGUACAACAGCACGGCUGGAAAACUGUCAUUGCAAGGCAAGCACUGCAAUAAUGCUUACUAUAUUAUGGCCAAGAAGUGUUAAGUCCACAACGAUAAUAAUUAGUUUGUAUCAAAAUAAAAGUUUUUUUUACUAGAGUUAGAUACUGCAGCUAUUCACGGUUUUUAAUGGCAAAAUAAUGCGUUAUUUUCAACUCUUUAUCUCAGUAGUUAAAUGGGGUCCCGCUGCCUCUAGACUUUAAAAAAAUACUUGAAAGCAUCAUAACUUAAUGUAAUAGCUCUUAUAGACGAUGUCCUGAUAUUGAUUCUAGUGCGUCAUGACAUAGCUAGACAGAUGCCUAGCAUAGCGACAUUUUGACACUCUCUCUGCCUCGGCCACUUGACUACACUGUUCGUUGCAACUGGUGUCAACAUAGGAAGCGACCAAGCAAACUGCAGCUAUUGAAGCAAUGCAACAUCCCAGCUCUCACAUAAGCAUGUCAAGUGCAGAGCCAUCAGACACUAUAGCUUUUCUAGCAAACAAAAAUAAAAAACAGGAACUGGCUGUACAAAAGUUAUAUGUUAUUUCCUCUGCACAGUAUCCACCAUUAUGGCAGCUAUAAGCUUUCUCUCAUAACAUAUCACUCAUUGAUAAAUGCAGACAAGCUUUUCUUCACGUCCUUUCACUAGUCUAAUUGCACACCAGAUAUUGAAUGUGAUUAUCCUCCUUAUAACGAAUUCUGCUUUGGCCUGUUACAUAUGAUAGCAAUGUCACCCCAGCUGUUUGUACAACAUACAUGACCAAGUUAGCAUGCGCCAAAGUUGGCCAAAUUGGUAGCAGUAACAGCACAGUGGUAGUAGACACGAACUAAAGCUUCCUUGUGGCCUUACGUAAAUGCUGUAGUUAUUAUUUUGCCUCUCGAAUACAGCUUCUUAUAAAGUGAACAUGGGGUCUUCGAGUCAUGGUAAUUGAUUACUCCAUCACACUCGAAAGAGUAGUUUCUGGCCCAGUCUGGAGAAGGCUCUGUGAAUCUCAUCAGCCCAACCACGUAGCCAAAUUGAGAUAUGCAAGAUUUGCAUAUAUUUCGUGCACUUGUACUUGUCAUGUGCUUACUGCAUAUUAUUUCUGUUUGAGAACAUCUAGAAGGUGCUUUGAUCAAGCUGAUUAGCAGCAUUGGCAUGUGUUUAUUUAACCUUUUCUUUUUUUUAAUGAUCGCCUUCAUAUCAGUCUGCUCCUGUUACCACAGGCUCUUUUCCAUGUGUUAACAAUGGUUUGGCUUCUGUUCCAUAUUCAGUGACUUCUAUUCCAUAUUAUCAUUACAUAUUAGGUGUGAAUGCUUGUAUGACUUCCGUCUGGCCUCUCAACAGGGUUGCUUAGCAUUAAAUAUUUAUGAUGAGUGGCAUAGAAAUAUACUGCAUUUGUACAACACUUCUAUAUCGUAUGCAUGUAGACAUGAGUGCAGUCUUGUAGUAAAACAAUCUCUUUAGCCAGGCUAUGCAUCAAAUAUACUUUUACAAGCAGGGUCACAAUAUUGAAGCCCCACAUACCCUUUUCUUUUUUUCUCAUACUUGCUUUAUCAUGCUGUCUACGUGACAGUGGACUGUGCCAUGCUUCAUUUUAUUUGUGCCUUGAACAAUAUGGCCUGCUGCAAGGGUACGGCACUGAAAAUGUUAGUGCCUGCCUGGCAGUAGCAAUGGACAAUUACACCAUCAUAUGGCUGCCUGGUUGGAGCUAUAUGUGGAAAUGUAACUGCCAUCAGUGUUUGGCAAAUGGGAUUGCUAAUGGUGCACUCAGUUCAGUGUACAGGAGGUUAGCAUGUGUGUAUGUAUACACUCCUGGCCCUUCUUAAUACAAUGUUAGUAGAUAUUGCAGGAGGAAAUUCCAGUGCUGCUGUGUAUCUAUAGCAUGGGUGUUCCCUUAGGCUGUAAUGUCACCUUGUACUUUCUUCUUAAAAAUGUAACUAAAGCGAUCAUUACUGUUCAUAUUGCUUACCUCGCGGGGUAUCUUUGUUAAUGCAUAUGUUGUGGCUCGUUAACUUGCCGGAGGCGUCAGGACCUAUCUUUAUACAAGUUCUUGCAAAGUAUGUCAGUGUUGCUGUGUCACUUCAUUAGUAUGGUUUGCCAUGUGUUGCCAGCUGCCUUUGUUAGUUACUGGCCUGGGUUUCCAUACAACCUCAACUUCAAGAUGUGAACAUACUAAAGGCUUGUGAAGACAUAAAGAGUGUGCAUUUUACUGUAACCAUUUUCCAUUAAGCAUACAGUUUCAUGCGAAGAUAGCUAGGUGGAAUUUUGCUGCUAGUGUUUACGGUUUGGAUGUGAAAACAGCACAAAAAUACAAAUAAAGACGGAAGAAGAGAUGACAAAGCGGGAAUCAGCGCCUUGUCUUCCUUCUUCCGUCUUUGUCUGUAUUUUUGUGCUGUUCUUUACAUCGAAACAUGAACUAUCAAAUCAUGAAUCCCUACUUUUUCUUUAGUGUUUGCAGCAAUUGAAAGCAUUGUGGAUCAGCCAGGCUGGUAAUGAUGGUCAAUUCAAAGAUCUGCCCCAAAUUUGCUCUUCUGGCUGCUAACAUUGUAGUGACUAUGUAAAAUAAUUACUUUUAGCAAAAUCUUUCAUUAUAACCACCGUUCAAGAUGAUGUGUGCAUGCAGAUUGCGUUCUGCUUUCAGAAAAUAAGAUGGCUUCAAAAUUCAAGCCAUUAAAGAUGGAGAAAGUGUAGUACACAAAGCUACGAGAAUGUCAGUAAGCCAAAAGCAUGAAGUUUAAGCCAAUCCAUUUACUAAUCAUCCACCGCCAUGGUAACAUUGUCAUAGUUCCAUCUUGUAGUGUUAGUAGAAAGCUUAUUGUUAUUAGGGACUUCUUGAUGGUCAUGCCUUGUACUAUUCAAUGUUAAUUCCUUUUGUUGCAUGCACUAUAUUCUUACAGAAGGUUGGCGUAGAUGGGAAACGUGCGUUUUGAGGUAUGCGUGUCCUAUGAAGUCUAGACCUUCAACAAUAGUUAAGCAAUGACAUUGCCUAGUAGUGUUUCUGUCUGUAUGAGAUGGGCGUGAUUACAUGCAAUAGAUUAAGCAUACCUUGCAGCUGUCUAUGCACCUCUUUGAGAGGGUCUUUUUCUUUUUCCUACAUACAUCUAUUCAGUCACACAUCAGAUCACAUGGGGUGCUUAUGGCGUGAUACCUGACUACAAAUGCACCAUAUAAACUGAGGUUUCUCUCGUUUCAAAGUGGCUUAUCAGGGGUACACCUUAGUAAUGACUCUUUCUACAUGUGGCUUUUUUUUUCAUGUGUAUUUGAAUAUGUCUAACAAUUAUUCACUGCCAUGCUUUAUUUCGUUUAGUCACUUUUUUUUUAAACCGAUUUUAUCUAGCGUGUUGAAAUACAUAUGGUAGUUCUUUAAAACUUUGACGAAGUGUCAUGCAUAAGUUGUCAUAUUCGGGUGGAUUUCAUACAUCAGAUGUUUCUGAGCCAAACAUUUCCAAAACUUAAGUUAGUACAAACUAUAGACUUGAAUUCCUGUAUAGUUUGCCACUCUGAUCUGCAUUGUGUUCCGCAUUAAAGGUGCACGGCCUUAUCGGGUUUUGAUGUUUUGCUAGGCCUGAUAUGUUUCUACUGAGUGCACAACAAAAUGUGUAAAAAUGAGUAGUUUACGGCACUGAACUGUUUAUGAUGAUUCACAAUCAAAACGGUCUUGAUUUUUUAAACCGUGUGCCUAUUUUACAAGGUACAUUUUAUCAGUGGUGUCAUGCUUUACUAUAUCAAUUUUUUCGAGGGGGCCGUGUUGGCAUCAUAUAUUUACAAGUGUCUUUUGUUCAAAUAAAGUCAAUGUUUUAUCUCUCA